Messenger RNA from Durio zibethinus, 1940 nucleotides. Its product is annotated as putative serine/threonine-protein kinase At1g01540. Lineage: Eukaryota; Viridiplantae; Streptophyta; Magnoliopsida; Malvales; Malvaceae. The record is from RefSeq and is a predicted model, not a curated record. Gene Ontology annotation, biological process: protein phosphorylation. Gene Ontology annotation, molecular function: protein kinase activity; ATP binding.
UCACUAUCAGUCCCUUCACUUUCUUUUUCUCUAGGCACUUUGCUACAACACCUAUAAGUGACUUUUAACUAUUCAGUUUGAUUCCUUAAAAGCUGUGCAUGAAUCCGCUUUUUUUUGCCUUGUUUUUUCUUUUAACUGAAUUGUAGGAUCAGACUUAGAUGUCUGAUCGGAAAAGUGGGUUUAUGGCAGAUCAACUAUCAAUGACAACCUCAAUUUUUGGUUUGCGUUUAUGGGUAGUUCUUGGAGUCUGUGUAGGAGCAGCCUUUGUUCUCCUUCUUUUCGUCAUUUCUCUUUGGCUUGCUUCAAAACGAACUAAACACAAAGCUUCUUCAAAACCAAGAAUCCCAGUUGUUUCCAAAGAGAUCCAGGAGAUCAAAAUCGACCCUCCAAAGCCUCAGAUGACUCGAAUUCUAGCUGACCCUUAUCCUGACACUGACCCAGGUACAGGCAUUGAAAGACAAGCCUUGCUUCUGCCUCUGGAAGAGGAGAGUCCGACUGGUUAUCAUGGAAUUCACAUUGAGAUUGGGAAAGAUCAUAGAAUUUCGUAUCCAGGGUUGUCUCCAAAUACGAGUGGCGAGGCACGUGGUGAUUACGUGGCAGGAGUGGUGCCUGAAGUUUCACAUUUGGGAUGGGGGCAUUGGUUUACUUUGAGGGAGCUUGAGGUUUCGACAAAUGGAUUUGCUCCUGAAAAAGUAAUAGGUGAGGGUGGGUAUGGAAUUGUUUACCAUGGUGUUUUGGAGGAUAACACUCAGAUUGCUGUUAAGAACUUGCUCAAUAACAGGGGACAAGCUGAAAAGGAGUUUAAAGUUGAAGUAGAGGCAAUUGGACGAGUUAGGCAUAAGAAUUUAGUAAGGUUGCUGGGUUACUGUGCUGAAGGAGCUCACAGGAUGCUCGUGUACGAGUAUCUAAAUAAUGGAAAUUUAGAGCAGUGGCUUCAUGGAGAUGUAGGGCCUUGCAGUCCUCUUACUUGGGAUAUUCGGAUGAAUAUAAUCCUGGGAACAGCAAAAGGGUUAACAUACCUUCAUGAGGGACUUGAACCUAAAGUUGUUCACCGUGAUAUUAAAUCAAGCAACAUCCUACUUGACAAGCGGUGGAACCCCAAGGUUUCAGACUUUGGCCUAGCCAAACUCUUGGGCUCUGAGAGCAGCUACAUUACAACUAGAGUCAUGGGAACAUUUGGCUAUGUAGCUCCUGAAUAUGCUAGCACUGGCAUGUUGAAUGAAAGAAGUGAUGUGUAUAGUUUUGGGAUUCUUAUUAUGGAAAUUAUCACUGGGAGGAAUCCAGUUGAUUAUAGCCGGCCUCCAGAAGAGGUGAACUUGAUUGAGUGGCUUAAGAAGAUGGUUGCUAACAGGAACCCAGAGGGAGUAUUGGAUCCCAAGCUACCUGAGAAGCCUACUUCAAGAGCAUUGAAGCGAGCUCUACUUGUAGCUUUACGUUGUGUGGACCCAAAUGCACAAAAACGACCUAAGAUGGGCUAUGUUGUACAUAUGCUUGAAGCUGAAGAAACCCCCUUCAAGGAUGAUUGUAGAACUAGAAGGGAUGCAGGAGCAGAACAGGCACAUCACGACUAUCCAAAGACUGAGUUGGUAGAGAAAAGGGUGGCAGAGUCUGGUGGCUCUGAAGGUGCAGAACAUGUUAAUGAUGCAUAAUGGUGGGUUGGUGACAUCAGGAAUGUGAAGAAGAAAAGCACUGGAUAUAUGCUGAAAUUGUUUGAGGUGAAUUGCACAUACUAAGUUCCUUGUUCCACAUUUUGCAAUGCCAAUUACAUGAUCCAUUUCCCUUUUUGUCCCGUUGCUCCACUAUGUUGACUUGUAUGUGGCAUCUAUUCUUAAUUACAGCUGUGAUAUAACUUUCUAAAAAGGGUCCAAAUCAAGUUGUUUUUGUCAAUUUGUUUUCUAGGAGAGGCGUUGAACAUUAAGAUUUGUCAUGUAAUUCAGAAU